Messenger RNA from Notolabrus celidotus (New Zealand spotty), 5504 nucleotides. Its product is annotated as sex comb on midleg-like protein 2. The record is from RefSeq and is a predicted model, not a curated record. NCBI's taxonomy places the organism in Eukaryota, Metazoa, Chordata, Actinopteri, Labriformes, Labridae. Gene Ontology annotation, cellular component: nucleus. Gene Ontology annotation, biological process: regulation of DNA-templated transcription. The transcript is spliced from 15 exons. Bases 183 to 2276 code for a protein of 697 amino acids. Gene Ontology annotation, molecular function: protein binding.
AAAUUACAUGCGUGUAAGCAGCAUACACUACAUUCGUGAAAAAUGGCAGCUGACGAUUAGAGAAAAGUGUGUGGAUCUUCACUCGGAUAAACACGGCACUAAACAAAGCGGCGCAGACACCGAGGAUACUUGGUCACCAUUGGUUGUCAUCGUUGACGCGUCACCAUUGGUCAUCAGGCACAAUGGGAAAGACUCCGAUUAAAGAUCAGAAAGAUGGCAAAAAAGAGAAACUGGGACGGACAGUUCCUCCAACAGGUGCGACUCCUGCAGCAGCUAAAGAUGCUUUCACCUGGGAAGAGUAUCUGAAAGAAACGUCGGCUCUACCGGCACCACCGAGCUGUUUCCGUCAGGCCAGAGUUCCUCCCUCCAACGACUUCAAGGUGGGAAUGAAGCUCGAGGCUCACGACCCGCGGAAUUCCACCUCGGUGUGCAUCGCCACAGUGAUGGGUCUGACCGGAGUCCGCCUGCGUCUCCGUCUGGACGGGAGCGACAACAGCAACGACUUCUGGAGGCUGGUGGACUCGUCCGACAUCCAGCCCAUCGGCACCUGUGAGAAGAACGGAGACAUGCUGCAGCCGCCGCUGGGAUUUCGUAUGAACGCCUCCUCGUGGCCCAUGUUUCUGCUGAGAACAUUAAACGGAGCAGAGAUGGCCCCAGGAACCGCCUUUAAGAAGGAACCUCUGAGGCCGCCACAGAACAACUUCAAGCCGGGCAUGAAGCUCGAGGCCGUGGACAAGAAGAACCCGUACCUGAUCUGUCCGGCCACCAUCGGAGAGGUGAAGGGCGACGAGGUCUUCAUCAUGUUCGAUGGGUGGCGAGGGGCGUUUGAUUACUGGUGCAAGUUGGACUCCCGCGACAUCUUCCCCGUGGGCUGGUGCUCCCUCACCAAACACAGCCUGCAGCCUCCAGGCAACAGUGUUACCCUGCCAAAGAGUCUGCAGAUCCUCCCUGCGUCCCCUUCCAAGCCCAACAGGCGCUCCAUGCAGUCCCCCUACAGACUCCCCAACCCUCUGCCCGCCUUGCCUGUCAGGAAGGGCGUGAGAGGCCGCCGCCCUAAGAGCGAGACCAUCGCUCUGCUCAAAGCUGUGGCCGAGGCCGCCGCUGCCCAGAAUGGGACCGUACCUGAGAACACACAGCUGGUCCCUCGACCCCACAAGAAGAGAGGCCCCAAACCUGGGAGCAAGAGAAAGUCUAAGAUUCUGCAGAACCCAGCACCACUGCCCAGCAUCCAGGUCCCACAAGAAAGCCCCCCCAGCCACAACUCUGUGGUCUCAACAGUGUGUGUGUACGUGAACAAGCAUGGGAACUGCGGUUCUCACCUGGACAGGAAGCAAAUGCAGCGUCUGCCGGACCACUUCGGCCCAGGUCCGGUGAAUGCCGUGCUCCAGCAGGUGGUCCAGUCGUGUAUAGACUGUGCAUACCAGCCGAAAGUCCUGCUCGGCGCUCUGCAGACUCACUCAGGAGGAGGGGAGGUCGUCAGAGGUAGAACAGAUGGGGGAGUCUGCGUGGUCAAACUCCCAGCUGCCUCCAGUGCUUCCUUCGUGCUGCGGUUCUUGGAGACGAUGUGUCAUCAUCUUCAGUGUGACAACCUGUUCAGCAGCCAACCGUUCAGCCACUACCCAGCAUACGACAGGACCAAGUCAGUGAAAGAGGAGGCGUUGGACACUCCAUCUCUGGCUCGGGGAAGUAAACGGAGUCUGUCUGGAGUGUCUCCCCCGUACGCAGCGCCUCUGUCACCCAAACAUUUACGACCUGAAGCUCAUCCUUCAGAGGCAGAGACUCUGCCUCAUGAAGAGAACGGUCACAUAAAGGAGCAGCGCUACAUGGACUCAGCCUCCAACUCCAUGACCCCCCGACCCCAAACAGCACGCAGCUCCUCAGAGUACCACUCCCAGACCAGCAGCAUGUACCACGCCGGCAACGCCACAGCCAUGCGCCGCCACUCCUCCAACCCUGCAGAGCUCGGCUCCACGCCGCCUCUCAGACGAGUGGAAGCCAGCUCAACCACAGGUCCUGAAGCUCCUGAGCGGGAGAGUCCACGGCUUCCCAACAAGAACCCGUCCUCCUGGUCCAUCGAGGAGGUGAUGCAGUUUGUGAGGGAUGCAGACCCCACAGCGCUAGCUCCACACGCUGAACUCUUCAGAAAACACGAGAUCGAUGGAAAAGCUCUGAUGCUGCUUCGGAGCGACAUGAUCAUGAAGUACAUGGGUCUGAAGCUGGGACCGGCACUGAAGCUCUGCCACCACAUAGAUCGACUGAAACAGGGCAAACUGUAAGAGGAGCCGGCGCGCUCCCGUCACCCAGUCAGACCCAUGAGCAAUAAACCCCCUGACGGAGCCGGACUCAUGGGGCCGCAGGGGCCGCAUGUGACUCUGACGGAUGUUACAGCUUCCUCCUUGACUUCCAGAGCGGAGAAAGUGUGCCGUGCAGUGCUGACACAUUACCUCAUCCCCUCAUCAGUGAACGAAAAAGCUGACUGACUGAAAUCCCAAAGGAACGAACCCCCUGCAGUGUUUACAUUGCAUCGCACACGUGGACACUCUUUUUUUUACGGAGAUGAAAUCUUUUGAUCCUGGUUUUGGAUCCCCCAAAGAUGGAGAAUGUUUCUUCUUAUAUAAUGUUUUUAUUAUCGUCCAAUUUCCACUUGUUAAGGAAGGCUUGGUAUACUGAAAAAAAAAAGACAAAUCCAUCAGAUGUUCUUCCCCAAGAGACUCUGGAUGCUCUCUCUGUACAGCUGUUUUCACUCUUCACGUAUGCCUCAAGUGUGGAGCAUCGGACAGACUCUUUCAUUUGCUUGAAUAUCGUCAGCAUCAUUACGUUUUUAAAGGAAGCUCUCACGUUUUCCACAAGUGUCCCGCAGGAUCAUCCUCUGCCGCGUGGCACGAUGUGUUGAUAUUGUGUCUUAGCUGGCCCUCCGUUGCCUCCCUCCUGGUCCAUGCGCAGUUCUUAUCAAAACUGCCAUCACACGUUACAGGCUGAUCCAUUUCAAUGGACAGAUUGUUUAGGAUGUGCAAACAGACAUGUCUAAGGGCUUUCUAUGUUAAGCUUUCAUUUCAUAUGUUUAAUCAUGCGAGGGCCUGAGUCCACAGAGCUUUACUUCAGUGCAGGGCGGGGAAGGAGGCCUUCUCUCAUGACGAGUAUCACCCAAAGAGCAUGGACAGGAUGGUCCAGGUCUUUUGUAGUUUGGUUGUAUGAGGUACUGAUCAGCUAAAUAGCAAACUGGACCCCUUGAACCAGGUACUUCAGCCAGUCCAAGUUUGUGCACACUGUGGUCUUGAUUUUCAGCAUGGGUAGUGUUCCUGGUUUCCGUUUGUAGUCCGAGUUGUAUUGACCAAUCACGUUUCAGCAGGCUCUUGCGUAUGAUGGAAAAGCAGUCUGUACGGAGAGCAAAAGCAGGCAGGAAACACCGACGUAGUCCGCAGCGAUCUGAUGAUUUAUUUCUCUCUAGGUUAUUCAAAUAAUCGUCGAAUAGGGGCGCUGGUGGCCUAGCGGUCUAAGCGCCCCACGUACAGAGGCUACAGUCCUCAUCGCAGGGGUCGACGGUUCAAUUCCCGGCUGGUCGACCACUUCCUGCAUGUCUUCCCCCGCUCUCUACUCCCCACAUUUCCUCUCUCUUUUCAGCUGUCCUGUAAAAUAAAGGCUAAAAGGCCAAAAGAAUAUAACUUUAAAAAAAUAAGAUAAUCUUGAAUAGCUGCUGAUGAUUAUGGAAUAGUAUUUUGGCUUGAAAUGUCCAUCCCUACCAAUCAUGUAUCAGCAGGUUUUGGUGUCUGCAGGAAAAACAGGCAGGUAUGGAGAGCAAAAGCAGGCAGGACACACACCGGCGUCAAUCACAUCCUGGCUACGGUGAUAUUUGUGUGGGAGCUUCUUCAAAUCAGCGAAGCUACAUGGUAGAGCCGACCUCGCCUGUAGCUAUUGAUAGGCUAGCCUCCGUAUUGGUUCUUCAGGAGUCGAUACGACCUGGAUCCCCUGUGGGUGAUAGGGGUGAGUAUUUGCAAGAAAUUCACGAUAGGAUACGCAUCACGAUACUUGGGCCACGAUAUGAUAGUAUCACGAUAUCACAAUACUGUGGUAUAUUGGGAUAUUCUACACAGUAAACUAAGAAAAAAAUAAAGAUGGUGGAUAUUUUAAUCACACAAUAUUACUCCAAUUGAAAGGACAUAUUAAGACAAACCUAUUUGAUUGAAAACAACUUUUCCACUUUAUUGUUUUUGAAGUACUGAAUCCGUAUUUUAGCUCCAACUCGGCUAAAAUAUGAAUUUUUAUUUAUAGUUGAAAUAUCGGUAUCACAUUGGAGGUUAAAGUAUUGUGAUAUAUUGCUGUAUCGAUAUUUUUUCCCACCUCUAGUGGGUGAUGCAUUUAUUAUUGACAAGUGCCUCAUACAACCCCCUAAACUAUCCCCUUUAAUAUAAGUCACAUUCACCUGACAGCUUCCUAAGUUGCUACUCUUACUCAUCAGAAGGAACUCAAGCCUGGUUUUUGGCUCAUAUCUGUAAAUGAAAGAAUAAAACUUGAAGUGAAUGAGACUCAUAUUGAAUAUAACGAGGAAGUUUCACUGAGUAUUAGAAAUUAGAAGGGGUGUCUUUGCCUCAUACCUAAAGCUGGACGCUUCUUUCUUUCUCUGUUAUGAAAGUAUCUCUCGGAUAAAUCUAAGCUGCUUGGGACAGAGACACAAACCAAAACAAGUGUUUCCUUGGCCCGCACCUUUCUAAGAGCAACAGUGUUAGAAUCAACAAAGUGGAAUUGCUCUGAGAAAACUAUUUGUUGGUUCUCCUAAAAGCUGCCACACAUGCUUCCUCCUCCUCCUCCUCCUCCUCCUCCUCCUCCUCCUCCUCCUCUUGGUAAACAAGCCGUUAAAGCAUCGUCUGAAUGAAAGGCUCUGUGGACUCUGAGCUCGUCGGUCCGCCUGCAGCCGCCUCAGUGUUGUCUCUUCUGACCGCUCAGAUCACUGUUAGGAUGAAAACAGAUUUGUACAGUUUUAUGGGUUUAACCAUGAAUAUCAGCGACAGAAUGUACAUUUUGUAGAAACUUUAAUAUUUGAAGGAAAUCAUAUACAUUAAGCUAGAAAUGUGAAAAUAAUGGUGGACGGGGACGCGGUGAAUAUUCCAUUCUGCUUUUGAAUACUAAACACAGCAGCGCUUUUUAGUUCCAAUACUCCCAGUGAUAGACUCUGCCUUGCUCUACCUACGACAUCUCUCAGGUUUAUGUGGUCUUUGUUAGUACAAGCUUUUUGUAGCAAACUGUUUAUAAUGUACUUUACACAACUUUCCCCGCAUUGAUUUUAAAAAGACUUCGUGCCAUAUGAUAUUCAACACAGGAUCCAAGUGCUGUUGAUUCCUCUCGCCCUUCUUCUUCUUCUUCUUCUCCUUUUUCUUGCAUCUUCUUUUAAGUACUUGAAAAAUAUGUGUUGCAAAAUGUCACUUGUCCAUUAUGUCACAUCAGAUAAACAGUAUGUGUUUAUGAUGUUGUGUAUCUCCUUUCUUUGUUUUUAUAAACCUGCAAAAACA